This is a messenger RNA of Brassicogethes aeneus, 489 nucleotides long. The record is from the annotation of a GenBank genome assembly. NCBI's taxonomy places the organism in Eukaryota, Metazoa, Arthropoda, Insecta, Coleoptera, Nitidulidae.
AUGACUCUGGCUUCGGAAUUAAAUAGCGUCCACUUAUUGGCACCGGGUGUUAAAAUAACCUCGUACAGACACCGUCAAGAUCCAUACAGGCCGUAUUUCAUGCUUUUGGAAGAUGCAACAUAUUCCUAUUGCCAAGACAUUCCAGGUUUGAGGAGGAAAUGGGAAUAUGCAAUGAAAUUAAUAUUAGAAUGUAUUAACUAUGAUGAACACAACUGGAGCGUAAACUGCGAUUUUAAGACUCCGAGUAAUAAGUUUGGCUACGACAUUUCCGGAAAAGAAAAUUGUACGCAACCAAGCAGUUUAAAGGUGAUAAGUACGCCGAAUAACAGGCUUGUCGAUGAAAAUGCCGAAAAAGAAAAUUCUCCGCAACCAAGCACUUCCAAGGAGAGUAUGCCGAGUGACCCGCCAGUCAACAAUAUAGCUUUAAUAGACGAUGAUGAAGAAGAAAAUAAUGUUCAUUCACAGCAAAGCACUUCAAAGGUGAUUUAA